AUGUUCCUCUAUGUUCCUCUGUGUUCCUCUAUGUUCCUCUAUGUUCCUCUGUGUUCCUCUGUGUUCCUCUGUGUUCCUCUACGUUCCUCUAUGUUCCUCUGUGUUCCUCUAUGUUCCUCUGUGUUCCUUUAUGUUCCUCUGUGGUCCUCUAUGUUCCUCUGUGUUCCUCUGUGUUCCUCUGUGUUCUUCUGUGUUCCUCUGUGUUCCUCUAUGUUCCUCUGUGUUCCUCUGUGUUCCUCUACGUUCCUCUACGUUCCUCUGUGUUCCUCUAUGUUCCUCUGUGUUCCUCUAUAUUCCUCUGUGUUCCUCUAUGUUCCUCUGUGUUCCUCUGUGUUCCUCUAUGUUCCUCUGUGUUCCUCUGUGUUCCUCUGCUCCGAGAAGUUUGGCUAA
Molecule: messenger RNA, 390 nt
Organism: Tachysurus fulvidraco (yellow catfish)
Lineage: Eukaryota; Metazoa; Chordata; Actinopteri; Siluriformes; Bagridae
Product: keratin-associated protein 16-1-like
Exons: 1
Coding region: 1-390 (129 amino acids)
Source: RefSeq, a predicted model, not a curated record